CAAGGACAUCAGUUGACAUGCAAUCAGAUGAACGUAAUUAAUUAGAUUGGACGGCUAUUAGGCGACGGGCCACGCGCUUCCAACUGUCAGCCGGCGCCUAGCAUAGGCCAUUUUAUUUUGUAUUGAUCGAUUCGCGUCUAGUUAUUUGUUUUUUAUACUGGCUAUUACUUUCCUUGAUAAAUAGUAGUAUCAAAUAUAUACAUUUUAGGUGUCUUAUAAAAAACAUCUCCACUCUCUUCUCUCGCCAAAGAAAAGUCAAAUCACCAUUGAUUCACGGACGGGCUUGAUCAACAGGAGUAUACUAAGACCUUGUACAACGCUGGUGCUAGCUGCAUGGCGCUUCGAAAAUUUCUUUAACCCUCAACGCGUAGUGCUUGGUAUGAGGUGCUAGCUGGGCCCUUUUCUUUUUUGCCUGCGAGGCACUGAGUCGAGCCAUCGUGACUUGAAAGGAGCGCUUAUUUGUUGUAAGCACUGGCUGGCACCGGAAGCAAGACUUUGCUUCUGCCAUCCGUCCUAAGCACCUGUGUAAUCCAUUCUUAAAAAAAAUGGAUUUUCUUCUUAGGCACCUGUGUAAGCACUUGCGGUUGUACAGGGCCUAAAGAGAAGAAAGGGAGGCUCUUGUCAUUCUGAUGGACCACCAAACCAGGUGCCUAAGAAGAAAAUCCGGUUUUUUUUUGGGCGACCUGUGUGCCCGCCCUUCUUUUUUCUUUCCUCUCUCUGGCCCUCGGGCCUUUGAGUUUACUUGCUGUGCACCCAUUCUAGGUUCCCUUGUAGCUCGCUGUUUUUACCACGGAUCAAUGAAUUUGAUAGCAACUACCAACAGUCAAAAAAAACUAGGCCCUCUCCUUUGGGCGUGUCGUCAUGUUUGUUUGACCGCGUCACAAAGAAAAGUAUACAUACGUGAAAUGCGGCCUCCCCUCCCCUCCCCUGCUGUUAUAUAACUGACCUCCUCUCCCUCCUCAAGAAACCAACCUAGUACCAUCCUCCAACAAGGUCCGUUUCCUCUUCAAACCACCCUUGCAGAUAGAAAGAUGGACUCCGACGAGAAGCGCCUUAGGACCGGCUUCGACAAGUUCAGGACCGAGGUCUACGACAAGAAGCCGGAUCUCUUCGAGCGGCUCAAGACCAAACAGAAACCCAGGUAUCUAGUGUUCGCGUGCGCUGACUCGCGUGUGUGCCCAUCAGUCACCCUGGGCCUAGAACUCGGUGAGGCAUUCAUCGUCCGCAACAUCGGCGCCAUGGUCCCCUUCUAUUGUGAGAACAAGCACACUGGCAUUGGAUCGGCCAUCGAAUACGCCAUCUGCGUCCUUGAGGUUAAGGUCAUCGUGGUGAUUGGCCACAGCCGCUGCGGUGGAAUCAAGACCCUCCUCUCACUCAAGGAUGGCGCGGAUGACUGCUUCAAAUUUGUUGAGGACUGGGUCAGGAUCGGGUUAUCAGCUAAGAGGAAGGUCGAAGACGAGUACUCAGGCAAACCUCCAGAGCAGCAAUGUGCCUUCUUGGAAAAGGCGGUUGUCGACGUGUCCCUCGACAAUCUGAGAACCUACCCGUUCGUCAAGGAUGGUGUGGACAACGGAACAGUCAAGCUGGUCGGCGGCCACUAUGACUUCGUCUCCGGCAAGUUUGACACAUGGAAAGCUAAAAAUCAAACUUCCUCCCAUCGCUCAUCUCUCUGACCUAUAUAGAUAUGUACAUAUAUCAAGAUAUAUCGAUCCAUCGAUAUGAAUGCCAUGGAGUACGUACUCGUAUUUCCGAGUAGUGAAUGUCGGAUGGCUUGGUGUCAGUUUUUGUAAUAAACCAUAG
Messenger RNA from Triticum urartu, 1800 nucleotides. Its product is annotated as carbonic anhydrase, chloroplastic-like. Gene Ontology annotation, biological process: carbon utilization. The record is from RefSeq and is a predicted model, not a curated record. Gene Ontology annotation, molecular function: zinc ion binding; carbonate dehydratase activity. Lineage: Eukaryota; Viridiplantae; Streptophyta; Magnoliopsida; Poales; Poaceae.